GGUUUUGUUGGCUUAAGAGAGAGAAGUUUCCCGUCUGCACAGAACUGUCUAAAAUACUCUGUGUAGGAGGGGCUACAGAGUUAUAUAAUCUCAAGGCAGAACAGCAGAGCGCUUAGAGUGAGUUACACUGUGCACAAGGUCCUAGGAAAUCAGGCAGUGGAAACAUGUCUGGAAAACCCAGGCUGCACUACUUCAAUGGACGGGGCCGAAUGGAACCAAUUCGGUGGCUUCUGGCAGCAGCUGGGGUUGAGUUUGAAGAAACUUAUAUGGAAACAAAGGAGGAUCUGACAAAAUUACAGAAGGAUGGAUCCCUGCUCUUUCAGCAAGUGCCAAUGGUGGAGAUCGAUGGGAUGAAGAUGGUGCAGACCAGAGCCAUCCUGAACUACAUCGCAACGAAGCACAACCUCUAUGGGAAGGACCUGAAGGAGAGAGCCCUAAUCGACAUGUAUGUGGAAGGAAUGUUCGAUCUGAACGAAUUAUUCGUUAUGUAUGAAAUUACACCACCAGACAAAAGAGGUCAACAAAUUGCAAAUAUCAUGGAUAAGGCAGAAAACAGAUACUUCCCAGUCUUUGAGAAGGUUUUGAAAGACCAUGGGAAAGACUUUCUGGUUGGCAACCAGCUCAGCAAGGCAGAUGUUCAGCUACUUGAAAUCAUUUUAAUGGUAGAAGAGUGGAAGCCUGAUAUACUUGCCAAAUUUCCUCUCUUGCAGAGCUUCAAAGCAAGAAUAAGCAAUAUUCCCACAAUAAAGAAAUUCCUACAGCCUGGCAGCCAGAGGAAACCACGACCAGAUGAUGAUCUUAUGGACAAAGUGAUGAGAAUUUUCUUCUGAGCAGCAUCCUAAUGCCUCAGAAACUCUGUUACAUCGUAUUUGCAGAUAUUUGCAAAGUGAAACUCAUGAAAAAAGUGGCAAUGUCAAAUUAUUAGAAGGAGUGAAAAAAAAGGGUUUGAUCUCUCUUUCCUAGUACAGGAGUGGUUUUAGCCUACUGCAAACACUUCAAGGUAAAGCUACAUGAGCCUACCAGCAAAGGAAAUAGUUCACUGAUCAGGGGUAUAUUGGAUAACACACGAUGCCUUAAAUAACUAAAGAGAAUACCUGAAAUAAAGUCUCACUAUUGAUAUUCAAA
This is a messenger RNA of Prinia subflava (tawny-flanked prinia), 1125 nucleotides long. Its product is annotated as glutathione S-transferase-like. The record is from RefSeq and is a predicted model, not a curated record. Gene Ontology annotation, molecular function: glutathione transferase activity. The transcript is spliced from 7 exons. Gene Ontology annotation, biological process: glutathione metabolic process. The coding region runs from base 165 to 830 and encodes 221 amino acids. Lineage: Eukaryota; Metazoa; Chordata; Aves; Passeriformes; Cisticolidae.